This is a messenger RNA of Megalopta genalis, 4071 nucleotides long. RefSeq names its product zinc finger protein 628-like (gene mamo). The record is from RefSeq and is a predicted model, not a curated record. Gene Ontology annotation, biological process: regulation of transcription by RNA polymerase II. Gene Ontology annotation, molecular function: protein binding. Gene Ontology annotation, cellular component: nucleus. NCBI's taxonomy places the organism in Eukaryota, Metazoa, Arthropoda, Insecta, Hymenoptera, Halictidae.
CUGAGCUGACAGUAGGCCGGCGACGUCACAGUGGGCCGGUUGAGCCUUCCUUCGUUCGAUUCAGGCAGGCUCUCUAUUCAUUUUACAUGUAGCAAGCAGGGUUGCGGGGUGCAGUUCAGACAUGGGAAGUGAGCAUUACUGCCUGAGGUGGAACAAUCAUCAGAGCAACCUGCUGGGUGUGUUCAGUCAACUGCUGGAGUCGGAGUCGCUGGUGGACGUGACACUGGCGUGCACGGAGGGACCAUCGAUACGUGCCCACAAGGUAGUCCUCUCCGCGUGCUCCAGCUACUUCCAGGCUCUGUUCCUGGACCACCCGAACCGCCACCCCAUAGUCAUCCUAAAGGACGUACGUUUCGCCGAGCUACGUACCCUCGUCGACUUCAUGUACAAGGGCGAGGUAAACGUCGAGUACUGCCAGCUAUCGGCUCUCCUUAAGACAGCGGAGAGCCUUAAGGUGAAGGGUCUAGCGGAUAUGACGAACAUCAACGCGGCGGUAGCGUCGAGGGACGAGCAGCAACAGCCACAGCAACAGCAGCAGCAGCAACAGCAGCAACAGCAGCACCAGCAGCAGCAACAGCAGCAGCAGCAGCAACAGCAGUCGCAACAGCAGCACACGAGCGCGUCCGAGGGUCUGCAGCGGGAGACGUCGCGGGAGCAUCACCGGGAACGCGAGAGCAUAAAGGAGGCGAGCAACAAGGAUAGGGACCGGGAAGGGAGCGCGUCCGUGGUCGGUGCGGCGGUGCUGUCGGGUGUCGGCAAAGAAUGCGACCAAACGCAACAGAACGUCGCGCAACCGGCCACCAGCGAGCCUGCCGACGCGAUAGACAUGACCGAGUGUCCGCCGUCGCCAGCUGGACCUGGUAGCCCCUGCUCCGGGCCCCUGGCCCUCGAUCGACCCAGGAGGGACUCCGAAGACGCUGUCAGCCUCGAGGAGACGAGGGGUUCCCUCAGCCCGAUCUCGGUGCACAGCGGACCGUCGGACAUGAGUCUAAGUAACAACACAAGCGGCACGCCCGGCGUGCUGCCGUUGAACUUACCACAAAGCCGGCUUCCGUCACCGCACAGUACAGAACCUCUCGCGGGUCCGUCGGGGUUACCUCCAGUUCAACAAGUUCCACUCUCGUUAAAAAAAGAGAUGGACUGGGAAAAGUCGACCGAGGAGCGGAGUGCGAGCAGCGAAAUAUCCACAGACUACAGACUCCCACCAGAUCCGGUGUCGCUGGCCCUCGGUCUGGAGGCGGGUGGUUGGGGCGCCUUGGUGGAGCGGUCGGGCGCCAGCGGCGGAUGCGGUUCCCUGUUACGUCACGGCGGUUUCGCCGGUUUGGCGGGGCUGGCGCGUCGCUGCGGCGUCUGUUUGGCGACGUUUCCUUCCGCUUGGCUGCUGGAACGGCACGCGUUACUGCAGCACGCAGGCCAGGCGAGCGACGACAAGCCGUUCACCUGCGAGCAAUGCGGCCAGCGUUACCGCUACCGUUCCGCGUACGAGAAACACCGGGAGCAGAACCACCGCGCCCGCUUGCCGGCCGACAAGCUGUUCACCUGCGACGUCUGCGGCAUGCAGUUCAGGUAUUUGAAGUCGUUCAAGAAGCACCGGCUGAACCACGCGCUGGAGCGGUUGCAACGCGCGCCGGAGCCGCAGAGCAGCGCGAUGGCGGUCUCUGCGGCGGCGGAGCGGAGCGACCAGGUCUCCAGCACCGGCGAGCCCUCGCAAGUCGAGACCGGCAGCGACACCACGACCAACCCCGGCGAGGAGGAGACCAGGGCGACAUUCGCGGAGAACACCCGGGAGGAGAGCGUCUCGGAGACGGCGAGCGUGCAGGAGAAUCCCGGCGAGGCGGUCGAGGUGCAGAUGUCGGAGGCGCCGGUCUUGAACGAGAGGGGUUCGGCGGACGGUGGUAGCGCGAGCGAGGUCGGCGACGUCGACGACGACCGGCCGGAGCCGACCGAGGCGGUGAUCAGCCUGGCGAGGAGCAGCCACGAGGUCGACAGGCGCGAGCGACGAUUCGCCUGCCCGUUCUGCGGUAAGUGCGUCCGCUCCAAAGAGAACCUGAAGCUCCACGUUCGCAAGCACACCGGCGAACGGCCGUUCGUUUGCCUGUUCUGCGGCCGCGCGUUCGGCGGCAAGAGCGACCUCACCAGGCACCUACGCAUACACACCGGCGAGAGGCCCUACCACUGCGAGAUGUGCGGCAAGUGUUUCGCCAGGGCGGACUACCUCUCCAAACACCUGACCACGCACAUACACCAGCGCUGAAAACGGUUCGGGGCUCGGUUCCGUGACAUUCUUGGUAAUUCUUGAUGCGUCUUCUAAUCGGCGAUGUCCGGCUCUCUAUCGUCGGAUCCAUUGUAUCAUCGAUCGGUAUCGUCCGACGGGCGGAACGUCGCGACGAAGAAGAAGGCCGACGGCGCCGCGUUGCGACCGACCACGACACCCACGGCUCGACUAGAUUUUGUAUUCCCGUGAUUUCCAGGUUCGCGCAAGGAAAUCGUAAUAGAACUGUGACGCGUCGUUCCGCAACGCGGCCGCGUCGGGCAACGGCCGAGACGAUCCCGACACGCGAACAACGAAUCGUUUGUUUUUGUUUCUUUUUUCGCGAGCGUUACGCGCUUUCGAAACGAACGUUGCGACGAUACCGACGAGAUUACCGGCGAGACAUCGCUGAUUUGUAUACAAGAUCGUUUCAUUUAAGACGCACCAAUCGAGAACGUCCAAGAACGUGGGGGUGGUUUUCGGGGACCGGCCCUCGUCCGAGCUCGCGCGCGAAACGCUCGCUCGCUCGCUCGCUCGCGCGAUCUAAGGUUCAGAGGACCCUGGGGAUUUUCUUUCGCAGUCGGAUCAGAGACGGAAAACGUUGCGCGAGCUUCCGUCGAAAACCACCCCUCGGAGGUCGUCGAACUCGGAACAUUUCCGCGCGUGCUUCCCUCUCGGCGUCGGGGCGCGACGCGAGAGGCGGAGGACGCAGCGCGAACUGCGAAGAGAAAGACGAGAACCGCGUAUCCAUCCAGCCGUUAGCCCAGCGAAGACGAGUCAAUUACGGUGAAAGAAGGAAACGAAGUAAUCGUCAGCGGCGAGGACGACGAGGACGACGAGGACGACGACGAAGACGACGACGAAGACGACAACGAAGACGACGAGGACGGUGAUAGGUGGCUUGGCUUUCGCCCGGCAUCGAAACUGCGAGGGUCUCGCGUUACCACGAACACACCUGCUCGCGAGAAGCAAGGAGAAGACGGAGGGAAUCGCAUGAAGACGACGGGAGGAAGACGCGAAUAGGGGGAGUCAAGGUUUCUACGUAACGUUAACGUAACUAACUUGUGAUAAGAGAGGAGCCGAAGCCAAAGAGAGCACAGACAAACGUCGACCGUCAACCGGUUCCAUUAUUAUUUCGGUUAUGGUUGUUGUUGUUGUUGCUGUUUGUCAUUUCCGUGUUCCGCGAGGAAUCGACGACCGACGUGGCCCGUAGUAACGUGCCAGCUAUUUUGCGUACUCGACGCGAUUUGUAUAUUGUGUGCAACAACGAUCAUUUCACUUGUACUCCAUUGCAGGACUAGCGCAUCCGUCCCGCCCCCUUUGCCCCCGAGGAAGUCGCCGGUCUUCGGCGCCGCGGGACAACGCUCGGCCGUUCCCCGGGAACGGUUUCCUUUUAUCGCGAUACCUUCGCAUCGAUUUAACGUCCGCGUAUCGCGUCACGCGAUGAUAAGCCACGGUUAUUGAUCUCGGCCGGAGGAAUUCUGCGGGGAUUGUUAGUUUGACGGACGUUCGAGCCGUCGUUCCUUUGACGCCGCGGAACGCCCGCGGCGAUUACGGCUUUUGCGGUUGCUCGCCGGCCCUCGGGAAGAGUCUAAGACAUUUUUAGGCGAAUUUUCGUCGAGCCACUGCGACGAGCUGUUCUCGUUUCGUUCGGAUGGAAGUUGCUGUUUUUCUUUUUUUGUUUUGCAUUGUUUUCUGUUACAAUGGUCUGCGAAGCGGGAACGAGGUUAUUUCUCCCGAAUUCGCGCUAUUGUGCGAUUGUGAGUUAAAUUGUGCACGAAAGUGGACAAUUCGGGGAGAGCUGAUGCGAUUAGUCGAGC